AUGGAUGAUGCCUUGGAUGCUCUGUCCUCGUUGACUUCGAAGAAGAGGGCUACCACCUACAAAAAAGUUGCGGUUCCCAUACCAGAUGAGAAAGAUAAUACUAAUGGAAAUGAAUCAGCAUAUGGCAUGGAUAAUCCACCAGCGUUAACCGGGAACGGGUUUUUAUUUGCCAAUGCCACAUUGAACCGUGUCAAGAACAGAUUAGAAGGUAAGAAGGCGCCCGAACAGAAUCCCAAUAAUGAAAAAGAUGGGAAUGAGAAUACUUUACCGACUCAAUUGAUUGCUAAUCUUUAUGACGGUGGUGAAGAGUUGGAAGGAACUGAAAUCGAUGAGAAUAGCUACAGUGGAAAAAAUGGCGUUUCCUCAUUCACACAAACGCAAAGGAUACCUGUCAGCAUUCAACAAGACAAAGUGGUUAACGUACCUAUCCACUCAGUUAAUGAGGAGAAUCCCACGCAACUAAUCAAAGAUGAUGUUAUCAUCAAUGCAGCUUCACAAACACAAGAAACUCCAUUCACAAUGGGAAGGUCGGGCGCUACACAGCGCCUAAGUAGCGAAGGUGCAACCUCACAAACCCAGAAAACCCAACCGAUAAAACCAAAUGAGCCGCAGUCCCAAGUAAAUACGGGUGCGAGAAAUGAUUCUGGCUCUUGGUUGCCAAAAUUUGCAAAAGUUCCAAUGAUACCUAUUGGUACUAGUCCUUUAUUUCAAUCCUUUCCGGCCCGUGGACCUGCUACCCAAAUGGACUCACUACAGACCGUGCAUGAUGAAGACAAGACCCAAAUGGAUAAUAUUCCGCAGGCUACGCAUCCAGAAGACAAGACCCAGAUGGAUAAAAUGGCUCAGACACUUCAAGAUGGAGUGCCACACACCUUAAAGAUUCGGGAAAUACAAAACGAACUAGCUUCAGAAGAUUCUAAAAAGGAAAAAGCUCGAAAUGCCGAAUACAAGAAACCACAAAAGACAAUACCGACAAAAAUAGAAUUUUCUAAAGAAUCUUUUCUUGCCGAUUUUGACGACUCGUCCUCAAAUGAGGAUAAUGAGAUGAAAUUGGAAAAUGCACAUCCAAAACAAUUACAAAACGAUGAUGAACUGCAUGAGGACAAACAUUCAGAAUUAAAUAUAACUGAGGAAACAAAACUGGGAGAGAAAGGAGUUCCAUUAUUAAGCUCCUAUGCCAAUAAUUUGAAACGGGAAAUUGACUCAUCGAGAUGCAUAACAUUGGACCCCGAUAGCGACAGUGACGAUAAUGGCAAUGAUGAUAUGGAUAACAAUAAACUAAUCAAAGAUGAAAACCUUUUGCCAAUCUCUCAGUUAUCAAAGGCUACUAUAUUAAAUUUGAAGGCAAGGCUCUCUAAACAAAAUCAGAAGUUAUCUCAAAGGCCGAAUAAAAGUAAAGAUCCUAAAGUGGAUCAUAAUAAACUGUUCAAUACAUUAAGAAAAGCUAGCAGAAAACAAAUUCUAGAUCAUCAAAGAGAAGUAAUUGAAACAAAAGGUCUCAAGUUGGAAGAUAUGGUCAAGGAAAAGGAAAUUGUGGAGAACUUGCUAGAACAAGAAAUCCUCAGGAAUAAAAGAAUCAGACAAAAAGAGAAGAGAAGGGAACAAUUAGAAAACAAUGAUUUUCAGUUGAACGCCCACGAUUCCGGUUCUGACUCAGGUGCAGAAUCCUCCGGGUUUGCAUUGAGUGGCAAUGAAAUUACCGAUUAUGAAUUAUCUGGUAGUGAAGAUGAAAAAAAUAGAAAUUCUGAUAAUGAAGAAGAGGAGGAUGAUAUUAUUCCCAAACAAAAGAAAUCUCACCACGUGAAACACCUCAUUGACGAAUCAGACUCUGAAAUUGAAGUUGAAGUUAAACCAAAAAAGAAAGUUGAUGAAAGCCUACCGAAGAGAAUCGCCAUUAACCUAGGUCAUUACGGUGAUAAUAUUGAAGAGGAUGCUGACAAAUUUCAAGAAACUAACAUUCUAGAUACACAAAAGAUUGACGAGGCCACGCUAGAAAAAAAAGCAAUCGAAGAUGAAGCCAAAAACGAUGACUAUAUUAAUGAAGAGACGGAUGAAGCAAUUCGCCGUGAACUAAUUGAUAAGGAAAGGUUGCAACUGAGACGGAAAGAAAAGGAGCAAGCUGCUAAGUUAAAAGAAUUAAAGAAAAAAGGUGUCACAAACUUCUUUGAAAUGGAAGCCGAAGAAUCCGAGGAUGAAUGGCAUGGUAUUGGUGGUGCCGAUGGAGAAGGAUCUGAUGAAUAUGAUUCUGACCUAGAAAAAAUGAUUGAUGAUUAUUCCAAGAACAACUUCAAUCCCCACGAAAUUAGAGAAAUGUUGGCAGCAGAAAAUAAGGAAAUGGAUGUCAAAAUGAUAAACAAAAUUCUUUAUGACAUUAAAAAUGGGGGAUUCCGUAAUAAAAGAGCGAAGAAUAGCUUAGAGCUAGAACUAAGUGAUGAUGAAGAUGACGUAUUACAACAAUAUCGUCUCAAAAGGAGAGAAUUGAUGAGAAAAAGGAGGUUAGAAAUUGGUGAUGAUUCAAAGCUUGUUAAAAACCCAAAAUCGAAGGCAUUUUUUGAAAGUAUGGUGGAAGAUAUUAUGGAAUAUAAAAACCCCUUCAGGGCUGAAGAAGAAUAUAACCAGGACAUUACAAGUACGGCUACUGAUUUGGAUACACAGGAUAACAAUAGCAUAAAUACAGGCGACAACACGGGAAAUAAUGAACACAGACCUGUAGAUGACAAGAACAAAAAAAUUAUCAUAUCUGAGGACUUUGUACAGAAGAGCUUAUCCUUUCUGAAAAGCAAUAAUUAUGACGAAUUUGAAAUGGAUAAGGAACUAGCAAGAAUACAGCAUGGCAAUGAUGAAGCGAUUGAAGAUUUAUUUACCCUAAAGCAACAUAGUUUGAUAAAAUCAUUCGCGAAUUCUCAAGCUGAUUCGGUCACUUCAAGAACAGUAAAUACAACAAUUGAUUUAGAAAAGCGCACGAAAGAUGAAGAUGAGAAUGAAAAUGUGGAUCCAUCAUUAGUUGGGGGAUUUAAACAUCCAUCAAUAAUCAAAUCGUUUGCAUCCAGGACAGACAUUAACGAUAAGUUCAAAGAAGGUAACAAGACAGUCAAAAUUUCAAAGUCUUACAAGACAGUGGGGAGCUCAAAGGCUUCUAUUACAUAUAUGGGUAAAACAAGGAAAUUAAUAGCACCAAAAAGGAAGACUGGAGGAGAUCACCAUCACCACCACCAUCAUCAUCAUAAUAAAAAAAUGAAAACGAAAACGAAUAGACUUUUUGAAAGUGGACAAGAUAGUUUUGAUAAUUAG
This is a messenger RNA of Saccharomyces paradoxus, 3291 nucleotides long. It is a transcript of the gene MRC1, whose product is annotated as chromatin-modulating protein MRC1. Gene Ontology annotation, molecular function: anaphase-promoting complex binding. Gene Ontology annotation, biological process: activation of protein kinase activity; mitotic G2 DNA damage checkpoint signaling; mitotic DNA replication checkpoint signaling. Lineage: Eukaryota; Fungi; Ascomycota; Saccharomycetes; Saccharomycetales; Saccharomycetaceae. The coding region runs from base 1 to 3291 and encodes 1096 amino acids. The transcript has a single exon. The record is from RefSeq and is a predicted model, not a curated record.